Messenger RNA from Spodoptera litura, 1031 nucleotides. RefSeq lists its product as uncharacterized. The record is from RefSeq and is a predicted model, not a curated record. Lineage: Eukaryota; Metazoa; Arthropoda; Insecta; Lepidoptera; Noctuidae.
UCUCCCAAAAAUAUUUUUAUUUUAAAUAUAAAUAAUAUUUACCACCAUUACUACUUACUGAAAGGCACUACCUGCUGGUAUAGUGUUUUUCACAAAUUCCUGAACUUGAAAGACUACUUCAGCAUCAACUUUGGCAACAUGGACGCGGUGGAGGCGGUUAGUGGAACACUGGCUGAGAUGAGAGCAGAGUUUAAAGAACGAAUGUCAAGAUUCGAGGCUGGGCACUGCAGUACGCCAUCCAAGCUUGCAUCUGGCGGCACCUCAGGUCUGGCACAAGACUAUUGGGCCUUCAAAAGGUUCAUUUUUGAUGCACUUGAUUGCCUGCAGCGGCAGAUGGAAUUCUUUGUCCGGGACAUGGAUGCGCUGGAGAUGCGAGGACGCAGAAAGAUGCUGCUGAUCCACGGAGUCCCUGAGAAUAAGAACGAAAACACUUCACUGGUGGUUGCUAGUGUGGUACAGGAAAAGCUCGGUAUGGGGAACUUCGGUACCUCUGAUGUCCGUAGAUGUCGCCGGGUGGGCAGCUUCGCCAAUAAAGCAAAGCCCAGACCCAUAUUGGUGAAGAUACAGGACGUGGAUACCCGAGACAAGAUGUGGUAUAACAAGGCCAAGCUCAAGGGUACGGGUAUCACAAUAUCAGAGUUCCUGACGAAGACACGACACCAGGUCUUCAUGGCGGCGCGGGAUAAGUUCGGUGUGGCGAACUGCUGGACUAAGCGAGGCCACAUCUACGUUUUGGGACCGGAUGGCAUCAGACACCGCAUACUGAGUCUCGGCGAGUUGCGUGCGAUCGGCGAGUCUGCAGCAGUCACCGAGCAGUCUCCUGCAGCAGUCCCCGAGCGAUCUCCUGCGGCUGUGGCACGGAGGGGGAAGCGCGGUGCCAAUAAAAAGUGACUCCAUUGAUCCUGCUUCGUUCGGGUAACAACUAACAAAUCCAUUUUUAUUUCCUUUGUAGCAACAAUUCCAAUACCCUCACGAUAUAUUUAUUCUUACUUAAUGUAUUUAUUUCGUAUCUACCCCUCAUAACGUAUACA